AUGUUGCCUGGAUGCAUCAUCUCCUUUUUUCUGUUCACCGCAGUUUUUGCUGCCCCACCAUUCUUCACCAGGGAUGAACCUAAAGCAUAUGUUGCGGGAUUCUCUGGCGUCGUCGAGGGCAGUGUAAAGUUCACAUCUACUGGAGGAGGUGCCGGCGUAUCUAUCGACUACAAACUUUUUGUACCGAACAACUUGCUUGGCCCUUUCUCAUACCAUAUUCACGAAAAUCCCGUCCCGGCGGACGGAAACUGUGCUGGAACUGGUGGGCAUUUUGAUCCAUUCAAGCCCAACUCGCCGCGCACGGGUUGCGAUAGGUCAAAGUCUUGGACGUGUGAGAUUGGUGAUCUAUCUGGGAAACUCUACCCAUUCCCGCAGAGCACAACUGAUUCACCAUCUCUUACUGCGACUUUACGUGACCCUUGGAUCUCUGUGAUUCCAGGAAAUGCCGCUUUCAUUGGUGGUCGUUCUAUCGUGGUUCAUAACAUCAAUAAGGAUCGUAUUGGUUGUGCAACUCUGGUACCUUUGUAA
Morchella importuna is the source of this 528-nucleotide messenger RNA. RefSeq lists its product as uncharacterized. The record is from RefSeq and is a predicted model, not a curated record. Gene Ontology annotation, biological process: superoxide metabolic process. The transcript has 4 exons. NCBI's taxonomy places the organism in Eukaryota, Fungi, Ascomycota, Pezizomycetes, Pezizales, Morchellaceae. Gene Ontology annotation, molecular function: metal ion binding. The coding region runs from base 1 to 528 and encodes 175 amino acids.